UUUGGGUCUCUUGCAUUUUUAUUUUUAUUGAUUAUUAAUACAUUUGCUAUGUUUUGUAGCUGUAGGUUUUUAUUAUUUUUUGCUUAUUCUGCCCCCUAUAGGAACAAUUAGAAACUACUGAGCAGACGGACGGAAUAUCACAGUGUAGCCAAGCAAUCAGCCAAUCAAAUAAUAGUGUGCUCCAAUCUCUUGUGUGCCAAGGAACCAACAUGAAAGUCCCUAAAACGGAUCCCUUCCCUAAUUUUGGUAACUCUGUUUUGCCCCUCAAUGAGUCAUUUGAUAAUAAUAACAACAACAGAGCAUUGUCUGUGUAUAAAGAUAGAAUCAGUGUUACAUCCCAUAAUAAUAAAAACAACAUGGCCGACAAUUGCAGUGUCGUAUCUAAGGACAACACGGUUAUUGCGGAGAUCUCCAAGGUAACAUUACAAACUGAUGUCUUGGAAGAAGCAGAUAGUUCAAUGUCUAGAAUAUCUAAUUCAACUGCAGAAUGGCCAAAAGAUGUCAGCCCUUGUCUAGCUGAAGAUAUAACUGAAGAAACUCAUCAAAGGUUUGACACAGGAAUAAAGAUGGCAGAUAAGUCAAAUUUGGCUCUAGAUGAAAAACUGCUACGGCUCAAAUUAUUAGAUGCCAAGCACAACGGUGUAAUAAAUAACUCUACUGAUUAUGACAUUAAAUAUAUGAUAGACAAAAAACAAAAAACUCAAAAUAUACAUGCUCGAUUAAAGAAACGUGAGAGAAAGCCACCUGAACUUGAAGAACCUUCAUCACCACUUAUCUCCAAAGCCGAUCGUCAUAAACUAAAUUUGCUCAGUCAUGGCUCAAAUCGGAAGAAAAUCGCACAACAUAAGUGUGCAAAGAAGAAAUAUAAAAAUGAUCAGAUGGUUCCGUCUGUUGAAUCUGCCCAUCCGAAGAUUCUGAUUGUUGAAAAUGGAUGUCGUGGAUUGGCUGAUCGGGCUGGUUACACUGUGUUGAGUGGAUUUAAACGAGGACCCGCAGUUGCUAACGGGGUAAGCCCGAGUGCUGCUUGUUUUUCCUUUGCCCAUAUGAUGCAUGUGUUUUAAAUUUUUCAAAUACGUGUGUAUAAUCCACUAGUUGAAUAUGUUUUCAAUUCCCUGCACUUAUGUGUGUUUUGAAUUGUGCAAUUACACAGACAUGUUUCUCUUUCUGUGGCCUGUAUGCUGCACUUUUUUUCAUUUUAAUCUUUGUCCGGGAUGUGUUUUAAUUAAGUCCAUGUGAAUUCAUUUGUUUUUAUUUAACAUGUGUAGACGCAUGUUUUGACAUUCAAAACAGUGUCUGCAUGUAAAUUUAGUUUUUCUAAAACAUGUGUGCAUGUUUUUACUUUAUGUUAACCCCUUCCUGCCCAUUUGUGUGAUUAUAAUGUGAUUGUCAUAGUUUACUUAAUAACUGAU
Messenger RNA from Owenia fusiformis, 1409 nucleotides. The record is from the annotation of a GenBank genome assembly. NCBI's taxonomy places the organism in Eukaryota, Metazoa, Annelida, Polychaeta, Sabellida, Oweniidae.